ACAUGUUACAAGCAACUAAGCCAGGUGUCUUAGUUCUGAUAAUAAGUUUUUUCCUUUGCUUAUUCGUCGCUUUAUCACCUCAUCUCUCAAAAUUCUGGCUGCUAAACGAGGAAGAUAAACGAGGAAUUCUCAAGAAGAACAGUCAACAGCGACCGCCAUUAAAAAUAUUUAGCAACUCUGGAACUAAUAAUGUAAAAUCAAAGGAUAACCAGACAAACGGAAUAAUACCACUGGAGGAAGAGCAAAAAGCCCGCCUUUCAACUCUUCAAACAGCAUGCACCGUUACCAAACACAAAUCAAAAUUCGAUGUCGUUCUCAACCCUCCGAAUAAUUUAUAUGUCGAUUGUGAACAUAAGCUAUUGUACUGUAGCAUUCCUAAAAUUGCUUCUACAAACUGGAAACGUGUACUGUUGGUUUUAGCUGGAAAAAUGAAAACGAUACAUUCUGAAAAUCAAUUGUAUGUUAAUAGAAUUGGGAGUAGACAAUUGAAACGUUUCCGAGAUUUAAAGUUACCUGAUCGCCAGGCUGUCAUGUAUACAUAUAUUAAAUUUUUAUUUGUUCGUCAUCCAUUUUCCCGGGUGCUCUCCGUAUUUAGGAACAAACUUGAACCCAAUUCGACAUUUGAACGAGCGCAUGCAUGGCAAAAGAGAUUGGGUCGUUUUAUUAUAAGAAAAUAUCGACAGCACAAUAAACAACAGUCGCAGCAAAAUGUAGAACAUAAAUAUGACUUAACAUUUGGUGAGUUUAUCAAGUAUAUUAUUGAUAGAAAUAUGAACAGUGAAAAUGGUCACUGGAGAGAGAUGUAUCAGAUGUGCUUUCCAUGCGAUAUACCAUACACGUUUAUAGGAAAGUUUGAAACACUCACGACCGAUGCACAGCAUUUACUGGCAGUAGCAAAUGCAAAUAAGAAGGUUCAGUUUCCCCCAUCUUCUGCAAGCAGUCCAACGAACAGUUCCAAUGACACAAUUUUCAAUGAAUAUUUUAAAGAUAUUCCUCGACAAGAUAUUGAAGCUUUAUAUAAAAGAUACCAACUAGAUUUUAGACUUUUUGGAUAUCAUCUUGAUGAACGAUUUUAAUAAUGGCGAGAAAAAUGUUAUUGAUAUUCCAAACAUGCCACUCUGAUGACGAAUGUUUGAAAAAAAAAAAAAUCAUUCGUCAUUACGUGCAGAACAGGGCCGGCGGAACGUUUUUCAAAGUGGGGGGACCACUUAUAAGAUGAAUGGGAAUAUGAAUCAUGCAGAUCUGGAAUA
Molecule: messenger RNA, 1250 nt
Organism: Anneissia japonica
Lineage: Eukaryota; Metazoa; Echinodermata; Crinoidea; Comatulida; Comatulidae
Product: carbohydrate sulfotransferase 11-like
Exons: 3
Coding region: 3-1076 (357 amino acids)
Biological process (GO): carbohydrate biosynthetic process
Cellular component (GO): membrane
Molecular function (GO): sulfotransferase activity
Source: RefSeq, a predicted model, not a curated record